This is a messenger RNA of Impatiens glandulifera, 2619 nucleotides long. Its product is annotated as peroxisomal fatty acid beta-oxidation multifunctional protein MFP2-like. Gene Ontology annotation, molecular function: (3S)-3-hydroxyacyl-CoA dehydrogenase (NAD+) activity; NAD+ binding. NCBI's taxonomy places the organism in Eukaryota, Viridiplantae, Streptophyta, Magnoliopsida, Ericales, Balsaminaceae. The transcript is spliced from 17 exons. Bases 150 to 2378 code for a protein of 742 amino acids. Gene Ontology annotation, cellular component: peroxisome. The record is from RefSeq and is a predicted model, not a curated record. Gene Ontology annotation, biological process: fatty acid beta-oxidation.
CAUGUGUAAAUUCCAAAAUCAGGAAUAGUAUGCUUCUCUCUCUACAACAUCAGCAAUUUCCUCCAUUUUUCCUCAAGUAGUUUCUCAUUUUCGUCUGAAAUCUUUACUCCAUUACUGUAAUAGAGUGAAUUUUUUAUACAUUUUUGAGAAUGGGGAGCAAACCUAAAGGAAGGACGACGAUUGACGUUGGAUCAGACGGAGUUGCUGUCAUCACCAUCAUCAACCCUCCUGUUAAUUCUUUAUCUUUCGAUGUACUAUCCAGCUUGAAAGAGAGUUAUGACCAAGCCUUGAACAGAGACGAUGUAAAAGCAAUUGUGCUUACUGGUGCAAAUGGAAAAUUUUCGGCAGGUUUUGAUAUCACUGCCUUUAGUACACUCCAAGGAGGUAACAUCCAACCUCCAAAACCUGGUUUUGUCUCAAUUGAGAUUCUCACUGAUUUUCUCGAAGCUGCAAAAAAACCUUCAGUUGCUGCUAUUGACGGUCUAGCCUUGGGUGGAGGUCUGGAGAUUGCAAUGGUAUGCCAUGCACGGAUAUCUACUUCAAAUGCACAUCUAGGCUUGCCUGAACUUCGGCUUGGAUUAAUGCCUGGAUUUGGAGGAACACAACGGUUGCCACGUCUUGUUGGCCUCGCAAAAUCCCUUGAAAUGAUGCUGACAUCAAAGCCUGUCAAAGGGGAAGAAGCUCAUAGUUUAGGCCUUGUUGAUGCCAUAGUCUUACCAAAUGAGCUGGUAAAUUCUGCUCGCCAAUGGGCUUUGGAUAUUGUCGAACAUAGAAGGCCAUGGAAUGUUAGCCUUUACAAGACUGACAAGCUAGAACCAGUUGACGAGGCAAGAGAAAUAUUCGACUUUGCAAGAGCUCAAGCCAGGAAACGAGCUCCUAAUCUCAAGCAUCCAAUUAUUUGCAUUGAUGCUAUUGAAGAGGGCUUAGUUUCUGGUCCCCGAGCUGGGCUUCAGAAGGAAGUAGAGUCUUUCCAAGAACUACUAGUUUCAGACACCAGCAAGAGCUUACUCCAUGUCUUCUUUUCCAUGGGAGGAACCUCAAAGGUCCCUGGAAUUACUGAUCUGGGUUUGGUACCAAGACAAAUAAAAAAAGUUGCUAUUCUUGGUGGAGGAUUGAUGGGCUCUGGAAUAGCAACAUCACUGAUUCUUAGUAACUAUCCUGUAAUCCUGAAAGAAGUGAAUGAAAAAUUCUUACAAGCUGGUCUAAACAGAGUUAAAGCCAAUUUGGAAAGACGAGUUGAGAAAGGAAAAAUGACUGAGGAGAAGUUUGAGGAAACUCUUUCUCUUUUGAAGGGCGUUUUAGACUAUGAGAGCUUCAAAGAUGUGGACAUGGUUAUAGAGGUGAACAUGAGACAUAUUUAUUUUUUUUGUGAAUGUAAACCCGAACAACAGGCUGUCAUUGAAAACGUGUCACUAAAGCAACAGAUUUUUCUCGACCUUGAAAAACAUUGCCCUGCAAAUUGUAUCCUUGCAAGUAAUACUUCUACAAUUGACAUAAACUUGAUUGGGGAAAAGACCAAGUCCCAAGACCGUAUAGUUGGAGCUCAUUUCUUCAGUCCGGCACAUAUCAUGCCACUUCUAGAAAUUGUUCGAACAGAGAAAACCUCUCCUCAAGUAAUUGUCGACGUAUUGGAUAUGGGGAAAAAGAUAAAGAAGACCCCAGUGGUAGUUGGAAAUGGCACUGGUUUUGCUGUAAACAGAAUGUUCUUUCCUUACACACAAUCCGCACUUUUGCUAGUUGAAUAUGGUGCAGAUUUGUAUCAAAUUGACAAGGCAGCUACCAAAUUUGGAAUGCCUAUGGGCCCAUUUAGAAUGUGUGAUCUGGUUGGUUUUGGAGUUGCAAUGGCAACUGGAUUGCAAUUUGUUGAAAGCUUUUCUGAGCGAACUGUUAAGACAAUGUUGAUUCCACUGUUGUGGGAGGAUAAACGAACAGGUGAAGCUAAUGGUAAAGGAUUCUAUUUAUACGACGAGAGACGCAAAGCACGCCCUGAUCCAGAACUAAAGAAAAUGAUUGAGAAAUCAAGGGAGAUUUCUGGAAUUAAUAUUGAUCCUAAGCUAGUGGGAUUAUCUGAUAAGGAUAUUGAAGAGAUGAUACUAUUUCCAGUGGUGAACGAAGCCUGUCGUGUGCUUGAUGAAGGCAUUGCAGUUAAACCUUCUGAUCUUGACAUUGCUUCUAUCAUGGGGAUGGGUUUUCCACCAUACAGGGGAGGAAUUAUAUUCUGGGCAGACACAUAUGGAUCAAAAUACAUAUGUUCUAAGUUGGAGGAAUGGUCAAAAAGCUAUGGAGAGUUCUUCAGACCAUGCAGAUUCUUGGCAGAUAAAGCUCACAAAGGGGCAUCUCUGAGUUCUGGAGUAGAGAAGCCGAAAUCUCGCCUAUGAGACAGAAGGACGUGUUCGUCGAUCAUUCAUCUGUAUUCUAAGAAUUUCAUGGCGGUUCUUGGAGAUUCAUACGACUUGGAAACCCUUUUUAUUUGUCUUGGAUAUUUAGACUUCAAAAUAAAAUUCAUAAGAAGAUCAAUAUGUGUUACUAAUUCAAAACUAUUAUGUUUAAAAUUCAGCUGAUUGUGAUAGCAUCUAAUAACCAACUUUAUUGUCAAAUGAAAUAAAUUAUAUAUUCAUG